Molecule: messenger RNA, 2018 nt
Organism: Ficedula albicollis (Collared flycatcher)
Lineage: Eukaryota; Metazoa; Chordata; Aves; Passeriformes; Muscicapidae
Gene: PIGP
Product: phosphatidylinositol glycan anchor biosynthesis class P
Exons: 5
Coding region: 260-664 (134 amino acids)
Biological process (GO): GPI anchor biosynthetic process
Molecular function (GO): phosphatidylinositol N-acetylglucosaminyltransferase activity
Source: RefSeq, a predicted model, not a curated record
UCCCGUUCUGACAUCCUCCUAUCCCGUUCUCACAUCCUCCUGUCCCGUUCUGACACCUCUCACAUCCUCCUGUCCCGUUCUGACAUCUCUGACAUCCUCCUAUCCCGUUCUGACACCUCUGACAUCCUCCUGUCCCGUUCUGACAUCCUCCUAUCCCGUUCUCACAUCCUCCUGUCCCGUUCUGACCUGCUGCUGUCCCGUUCUGCCGUCUCUGACCUGCUGCUGUCCCGCUCCCCGAGGUUGGAGGGAGGAGCCCGGCAUGGUUGAGAACUCUCCGGCCCCGCUGCCAGAACGGGCGAUCUAUGGAUUUGCGCUUUUUUUGGGCUCGUGGUUUGGCUUCAUUUUGUACCUCAUCUGGGCUUAUAUUCCUGAGACUUGGCUGUUCUCCCUGGGACUGACAUACUGGCCUCAAAAAUACUGGGCAGUUGCUCUGCCAGUUUAUCUCCUGGUGACUGUGGGAAUUGGUUAUAUAUUGCUUUUUGGGAUUAACAUGAUGAGCACAGCUCCACUCAACUCCACUCACACCAUCACAGAUAAUUUUGCCAAAAAGCAGCAGCAGAAGAAAUUCCAAGAGGAGGCAAUUCCAGCACUGAGGGAUAUUCCCAUCAGUGAAGUCAACAGGAUGUUUUUCCUCCCUGAAAAAGGGAUCUGCAAUAGCAGAUAGUUGUCAUUAAAAUCUCUUUGGACAAAGGAUUAAUAAAACUUACAGAGGGACACUUAAAACCUCUCCAAACUAAAAAUAAAAACUCUUCCAGCUUUUUCCCCCCUGAAUUUCUAAUUAAAUUUAUUAUUACUAUUAUUAGUAUUAUUAUUAUUACUAUGCAUUUUAAUGACCUGCAUUGCUCUGAGAAUUAUGCCCCAAUAAUUUAUCUGGUUAUUGAAAAAAGUGGGUUUAAAAGUGUUCUGUUACUUGCAGCUUUCUGCUUGGAAUUCCCCUCUGAGAGGUGAAAAAAGCAGCUUUUAAAGAGAGUUUAAUUGUAUUUCUCUUUAAAUUCAGGGAGAGAAAAUGUGCUUUUCCAGUCAAACACUUGAGGAUCUUUUUUAAAUUAUUAACUGGAAGUGUUUGCAUUGUAAAUAUAUUACUUGCCUCUGUAAAUAUUAAUAAACUGUGGCUGAUUUUUCCAUGCUCACCAUUUUCCUGUGGUUCUGGGAGGUUUCUCCUGGGUUAAGGUGAACAGUGCCCCAUUUUCCUUCACACAAUUCAGCCAAAUCUGUUGAUUCCCCCACCCCCCAAAUUAUUAGAUUUACUGAGUUACCAAAAAUAAUAAAGGUAGGUGAAGACUUGCUGAAACAAGUCUUGAAAUUACUUUUUUGUUUUUAAGAAUACUGAAAAUGAAGCUGGAAAUACAGGAAGUGACAGGUCCAUGCUGUUAAAACCCAAAGUUAAGUGGUUCAGAUAUUUUUUAAACAGUGAAUUUUGCUUUUUUUUUUGUUGUUUAUUUCAUUUCCCCAAGUGUCCCAAAUUCAGGUAUCCCCAAUGCUAUUUAGAUCUAUUAUAAAGCCCAGUGAAUAGAACCUCAUUAUUUAUUAAGCCUGUAACCAACUUCAGCAGAUAAUUUAGUUUAAAAUGUUAUUAUUUCAUUAAAAGACAAUAAAUUUUUGAGAAUUUGUGUGAAAAAUCUUAUGCUAAUUCUUUAGAAAUCUGUUAAAAUGAUCAUCAGUUGCUCUGGAAAGUUUUAAGACUUGCUAACAAUCACUUUAAUAUAAAUAUAAACCUGUAGUUGCUUGGGUUUUCUGCCUGAAUUUGAAGGAAAAAUCUCCGUGUUCAGUAUUCCAGGUAGGAUUAAAACACUUCCUUAUGGGAGGAAAAAAUGCUUUCCAACAUUUCACUUUGAAAUACUGAAUAUUUGGUGGGGACAUUGUAUAAAAAUGAAAUUGUGUCUAAAUUAGCACAGCACUGAUUUGUGUGGUGGUUUUAACUAUUAAUGAAGUUUGGGGGUUUAUUUUGCUGCUGUUUCUCAACCCUGUCCUUUUAUUAAUUUUCAUUAAUCAUUUAAUUUCCAUUAAACCGUGAUUUU